CGGGAAACCAAGAUGCCUCGUUAUAUGUCUGUUCCUCGUCUUGGUUGCAAUUGUAAUAAUGCACAAACACAAAAGAGUCAUAAUAAAGAUCAAGAAUCAGUACAUAUACAAUGAUACCGAAUAUUAUAACGCUGCUGAAUAUGAAGAUGAAGAAUACGAGGAUUCUAACGAUGUAAAGCCGGAAGUGGAGAUCCCUGUGGAAUGGUGGCAAAAGGAGUUAUGCAGGCCAGAUGUCCUGAAUCUAAAGCCUUCCACGACGUAUUUGAGGUUACCGAUGCUUGGCAGCGAUAUCGUUCCCAGCCAGAAUGACUACAAUAUAUUCUUGGGAGAGACAGCGUGCAACCCUAGACCAUUGUACAGGGCAUGGUGUUCUGUUGAAAGCUAUGCGCACGAGAACCCCCUGGCCAAGGUCUGGUUCCAUACCACGUCUCCCGUGAUUGACAACGGAGAUGGCCUCAUCACGAACCUCGAGGAGGCCUACGAGAACCUGAAGGUUGUAGGCACUGACCUCACCAAGAUUUUCAAUGGAACUCCGUGCGAGAAGAUAUUCAUGGCAGGGAAAUGGGCGCACAAUACACCUUGGCCUGCGAACAACGUAUCCAACUUGCUGAGAAAUGUGCUGCUGUGGCUGUGGGGAGGUUUGAACAGCGACACCGACUGUAUCUGCGUGAGGAACCUUACCCACAUACGGAACAUGGUUUCUUACGACGAAGAAGGCAAAGUGGCCAACAACGCCAUCAUGCACUUUGACGCCGGCCACCAGUUCGCUUUCGAGCUUAUGGCAUACCUGAAGAAGAACUUUAAGAUCGCAACGUGGAAGGUCAACGGUCCCGGGGCAGCGACAGAAGUGGCGAAAAAGCUGUGUAAAAACAAGGACCUGAAUGAAGUGUAUCUCCACCAAUGCGACAGUGUGGAGCUGAGACCUCUGAGGGAGAUGCAGCUCCUGCGUUGGCCCCUGUGGAAGAAGUUCUUCCAUGACGACAAGGGAGAACACUUCUCGAAGAACCAUCCAGACGCCUACAUCGUACAUCUGUAUAACAAGCUCAGCAAGAAGACGCCCAUUAAAAUAGGAAGCAAGGGGAUCUAUGAUGCAAUUGCCAAAGAACACUGUCCUAUCACCUAUGAUGCUGCCAAGCGGAGAUCCUACUUCUUCUAAGGCACUAAAUGCUGUUUCUUUCAAACCAUCAUGGAGGUAGUUUUAUAUGAAUAUUUUAUAAACAAUGUCUCUCAGCCUGGCGUUACACAGAUUAGUCUAGACGUCUUUUUUAACCUUGAUUUUUUUUUCCUGAAUUCUUGUUUUGUCACCAACUUAUUAAACAAUAGGUAUUCGGCGAUGGAUAGGGCGAGUAUUUUCCCCCAUUUAAAUCAGUGUCAAGGUUAUGUAAUACACAGUUAACCAAUACUAUUUUUGAACCAAUGCAUUGUUACUUUCAAUACGUGAUUUUGUAUUGUUUUCUGUUAUUGCUGUCUGAUGGUAAUAAGUACUACGCUGCGUCCCUUGGUGAUAGUAUAGAUGAAGGUCAAGGCAAUGGUUUAUUUAGUUCCAAAAAAUCAUAAUUUGUAAUUUUGUAUUUCUCUGCCAUUGUUGCGAUGGCCUAGAAUAUUUAAAAAGGCAUCAAUAUACAUUGUUUUUGAGAUAAAAAAAAAAAUAAUAAUAAUGAUAAACGUAAAAGCAAACAAAUGUCAAUAAGGUAUAAGAAUCAGAUGCACUGUUGUUGGAAUUUCUGUAAAUUUUCAACUCCUUAUUUGUCUGUAAGUAUGACUGUUCAUGUAUAUCACUACUUAAAGAUAUUUCGUUCCCUUUGUCACUGCACGGCUGAGAUGUAAGCAAAUUUUUAUUUCUUAAUAAAAUUUUGUUCGAAAUGA
Messenger RNA from Penaeus vannamei (Pacific white shrimp), 1866 nucleotides. The record is from RefSeq and is a predicted model, not a curated record. NCBI's taxonomy places the organism in Eukaryota, Metazoa, Arthropoda, Malacostraca, Decapoda, Penaeidae.